AUGGAUGGAUCCAAUCAGUUAACUAUUGAUGAUGAUAAUAAUAAUGUCGUACGAAUAUCACAAAAAACAAUUGAUAAAGUUGUAACUGGUAUAAAAAUACAUUAUGGUAAUGCAAUUACACGUGAAGAAAUAAACGCGUUAUUAAAUGAUAUCAGUUACAGUGAUAUCAGUGAUCACUCACACCCACACUCUCAAGAACAACAACAUAAUGAACGGGAUGGAGUAGUAUUAGUACAUGAAAAACAUUUCGCAGCAGCGAUGAUAGGUGCUGAGCCAUCAAUACGUCGUGAUGAAAUUCUGAAAGAUGAAAUCAUCACGGGUGUAGUCAAACAUCUACGUAACUUAAGUCAACCACAACAAUUACAAGAUAAUGCUGGUGAUAAUUGGUGGUCGAAAUUAAUCUGGUGA
Molecule: messenger RNA, 408 nt
Organism: Adineta steineri
Lineage: Eukaryota; Metazoa; Rotifera; Eurotatoria; Adinetida; Adinetidae
Source: the annotation of a GenBank genome assembly